Messenger RNA from Plodia interpunctella (Indianmeal moth), 5531 nucleotides. It is a transcript of the gene Fancm, whose product is annotated as Fanconi anemia group M helicase. The transcript is spliced from 18 exons. NCBI's taxonomy places the organism in Eukaryota, Metazoa, Arthropoda, Insecta, Lepidoptera, Pyralidae. Gene Ontology annotation, molecular function: four-way junction DNA binding; four-way junction helicase activity; 3'-5' DNA helicase activity. The record is from RefSeq and is a predicted model, not a curated record. The coding region runs from base 151 to 5094 and encodes 1647 amino acids. Gene Ontology annotation, biological process: interstrand cross-link repair; double-strand break repair via synthesis-dependent strand annealing.
UUUCGCUCGCUCGCUCUUAGUUUAUCUUCUAUUUAUUUAUGUAUCAAAUUAUUUUAAGUAGGUACCUACCUAUAUAAUGUGUGUCAUAUUAAUAAUGUGUAAAUAAUAUAUAUAUAAAUAUUAUAUAAACUUGGUAGUUAUGUUCAAAAUAUGAAUGGUGCUAAACCUGGUCAUUCGAAAGAAGACGAGUUCCAAGAUGAAAUAUUUGACAAUUCUUCAUUUUUGGCCAAAUUUGAGAACACUUCCAUCAAAGAAAAGAGCCAAUUUUUUGAAAGUAAUAUAAAUGACUAUCACAACACCAGCGGCCUUAACGUGAGUGCAUUGUGCUGUGAUGAAGAGCUUAGUGGCUAUGAUAAAUUGACGGGGAAGACAUGGAUUUACCCCACAAACUACCCCGUCAGGGACUACCAGUUCAACAUCAUAAAGGCAGCAUUGCUGAAGAAUACACUUGUAAGUCUCCCCACAGGCUUGGGAAAGACAUUCAUAGCAGCUGUAAUAAUGUACAACUUCUACCGCUGGUACCCUCUCGGCAAGAUCGUGUUCACAGCACCCACGCGCCCACUGGUGGCACAACAGAUUGAUGCAUGCUACAAUAUCAUAGCCAUUCCGCCUAAUGACACUAUUGAAAUGACAGGACACAUGCAAGUGAACACCAGAAAAGCCCAUUGGCAAAGCAAGCGAGUAUUCUUUGCUACCCCGCAGGUCAUCUACAAUGACAUUAUGUCUGGUAUCUGUCCCGGUGACAAGAUCCGGUGUUUGGUGAUAGAUGAAGCUCACCGCGCGAGGGGGAACUAUGCGUACUGUCAGAUUGUAGGCAGUCUAACUGAUAAGGGGCAUAAGCUGUUUAGGAUACUGGCUUUGUCGGCUACGCCUGGCAGUAAGGUUGAAGAUGUUGUCAAUGUAGUGAAGAACCUCCACAUAGCCCACCUAGAACUACGGACGGAGAACUGUAUAGACGUCGCGCCCUACAGCCACGCGCGGAAGAUCAACACUGUCAUCAUACAACUGGGACCACAACUCACUCAGUUGAGACAGCAGUAUAUUGAGAUUUUAGACGGAUACGCUCGCAGACUCAAACAAUUCAACAUACUGCCACAGAAUCUGGGGAACCUUUCCAAAGGUCGUGUUGUGAUGAUGUACAAAGAAUUCCAGACCAAAGAUCGUAGCGCUAGGCAUCCCCAACACAAUUUCAUAAUGAAAGACUUCAUGAUCCUCAUAGCUCUCUACCAUGGACUAGAACUCCUAAUAAAGCAUGGGUCCCGGGUAUUUCUGAACUUCUUCGACGAACACCCGGAGAAAUCCUGGAUGCAGUCGGAUGAUCAGCUCACAGCCUUGUUGGAGAGGUUGAGGGAUGAUCUUGGGAUCAAUCCGCUGUCACUGAAUAGAAGUAUAUUGCCGGACGGGACUAUACCUGAGUUGCCCAAAAAUUUAUGCUUCGGCCACCCAAAGUUCGACAAGUUGAAGGAAAUCAUGAUGGAUCAUUUUAUGAAAUGCAAAAAAAAUAAUCAAGAUACGCGAGCUAUUGUAUUCUGCGAAUACCGGGAGAGUGUGAAUCUGGUCCACUGUUUGCUGUUACAAUGUCGGCCGCUCAUUACUCCGAUGAUGUUCGUCGGCCAGGGUGCUUCGGGUAAGGACGGUAAAACAGUGAUAUCCCAGAAACAACAGCUGCGCGUGAUGCGCAGCUUCCGCGAGGGGGCGUGCAACGCGCUGGUGGCCACCUGCGUCGCCGAGGAGGGGCUGGACGUGGGCGCCGUCGACCUCAUCCUCUGCUUCGACGUCUCCUCCAGGUCCCCCGUGCGCCUCGUGCAGAGAUGUGGCCGUACGGGUCGAGAGCGAGGAGGCCAAGUUCACAUCUUGGUGACUGAAGGGAGGGAACAUCAGACAUUAUUAGACUGCAUGCGGCAAAGAGACGGUUUGAACAAAAAAGUGCUCCAAUCCCGCGAAGUGGAGUCCAACCUGUACAGAGCCAACCCCCGCAUGGUGCCUCACGAGCUCGAGCCCGUCUGCCAGAAGAUGUACAUCACUGUUGCUAAGAAACACGACGCCAAAGACAAGAAGGACGUCAUAGACAAGACUAAAAAGGGUCAAAAAGAUCUUCGGACGAUGCUGCUUGGGCGUGCCUCGUCUAACUCCAGUGGUUCCAGCAAGGAGUUUGACCUGGGACAUUUGAUAACUGAAGAGGAGUUCAAUGACAUGUUUCCAGAUGGAUUUCGGACUAUAUGUAGACUUCCAGCAGCUAAGGAAUACUGGGCGAUGAGCAGAGAUCAGUUGACCUCGCUUAACAUGGAUUGCACCGAAGAACUGCAACUCCACACGUGGCUGGAGUGGCAGAGGAGUUUGCAGAAGACAAUCAACGUUGGACAUUCCUGUGAUAGCGAGGCGCUAGCCGCACUGCUUCAGUACAGUGACGCCAAGAGAUUCAAUAUGCCGCCGUCGACACAAAAUCCUGUUUUUGAUACCCAAGUAGUCGCUACGCAAAAUAUUGCCAUACCGCUCACACCUAAACUAGUGCCCUCUCCAGCAAAAUUAAAACAAUCUAAAAAGAGAACAAAAGCACUGCCCGCGAAAUCGCCAGGGAAAAAUUACGGCGAUAUUAGAGCGCUUUUUAGCACCGGCACAAAAUCUACUAAAAGUUACACCAAGCUAAUCAACGAUUUAGGCAUUCAAAAUACAGAAGGACUUUCGACAAAUUUGAUUAGUUUACUGGUGGACUUGAGUCUAGAUAAUUCGAACGCAACAAGAAGUUGCUAUAUUUGCAAAAAUAUAGGCGAUUGUUCUUUCAUAUCGAACAUCAGAAAAGAAAGAAAGAAGUCAUUAUUAUCAAUGCGCUUUUUAUUAGCACCCAAAUUACCCAACCCUGAUUUAUUGGAUGACUUGAAUGCAGAAAUGUUGUUGAACUAUGGAAAAAGCAAUGAAACUUUAAAUAAUCAAAAUUUGGAUAAAAGCUUAAUCUUAGACAAAAACCUGAGUGGAAACUUUGACUUAGAGUUUGAUUUUGGUUCACCUGAAUUUGGUAGUCUAAAUAAUGAGAAAACUCCUGUUAAAAAUGAUACCAGUAGUACAAAUCUUAGUGUGAAUAAAAGUAGAAGUAACUUUGAAUUGGAAUUAGAAUUCCAUUCGCCCUCACCGGAACCAAAAGUUGACGCUAAAAAUACUGACGCAGAAACUAACUUUGAAAUCGGAGAUAUUGAAGACAUCUUUGCUGAAAGUAGCCCAGAAGAAAACAUAAAAAAAGAAAUAGUUAAAAUUAACGACGAUAACAAUCCGAAAGGAGAAACAUUAGGCUUCUUUGGUCUAGACAGUAUUGACGACAUAUUUGCUGAUGACGAUAGUUUUGAUAAACCACCUGAGUCAAAGAUAAAUGACAAUAAAAUACUGGAAACUAAUAAUAAUAAUGAUAUUCUAAAUAUAGAAAAUCCAGCUAGUCCGUCUAUUUUAUCAGGGAGAGUAAAGACUGUUCCCACUUCGCCAAUACUUUGCAGCCAAUCAGUUUCAAAAUUUAAAAAUUCAAGCUUUAAGAAAAAUGUUCAUCAAAGCACGCCCAUAAGUGAUGUAAAAAAUAAAGAUAAAUUUAGCAUUUUACAGAAAAGUUUAGCUGAUACAAGUAAUAAUAAAAGCAUGUUUACCAUCACACAACUUGUUGACAUGAUCAAUAAAACUGAUAAUGCUAAUUCAGUAUUGCAUAAUUCAUGUGUAACAAAUAAUGAAAGUAAUAUUGAAUUUGACAAUGAUGAGAGAAGCAACUCUCCAAUUAUUUUAACACAAGCUGAUAUUAAAAAGAAAUCAUUGAAUGUUUCAUUCGGAAAUAAAUCGAGUAAUGUACCAUUACAAAAAGGUGGAAGUCUUAUAAUUCUAGACAGCGAUAGUGACUCUUCAAAUGACACACAAAUAUAUGACUACGAUUUAGAUAAAAGUAAAAUAGAAAAUUCUCUAAAUGACAAACAUAAUCAAUCAAAAUUCGAAUGCGACUUGACUAGACUAGGAAAUUCACAAAAUAAUAGAAGCAAGAAAAUUAUCUUUGAGAAUGAUUUAAAUAAAAGUGUACAAGAAAUUUCACAAAAUAAUGGUAGCGAUAAUAAUGCAAAAUUAAUACAAAGUCCAGCAUUACCAAUCAAGAGGAAGCUAGAUUUCGAAGAUGAUGAUAUAACAUCAUCUCCAUAUUUCAGUAAAAAACAAAAACUCAACAAUAGAGGCACAAAGUCGUUGAGUUUGAAAGAAAAAGUAUUAGCAGCGUUAUCUAGUAACAAAAUCUUUCCAAAUUCGCCGAAGAAAAACAACCCUGACGUUAAAUUUUUGACAUCACCAGUGAAACUUUUCCAAAAAGAGAAUAAGAUACCUUUUGAUGACAUGAUCGAUAAAGAUUUUGAUAUUGAUGAUAAGAAAGAAUAUGUAAGAAAAAGUAACUUAGAGAUGUUACAGAUGUUUAAAAAAGACAGUAAAGUGAAGAGUCCGAAAAGCAAAAUGGACGUGGUUUUGAAAAACGCGCCGCGUCAAAAGCGAAAGCUCUCUUUUGACAGCGACGAUGAUUUUGUUUCCGAUGACAACAGAAGUCCGCGGCCUGUGAACGGUGAAGUUAAAAAAAAAUCGCUGACUAACCACAAAGUAAGAAAAAAGAAGAAGACGAACCAGUACAUCGAGUUGGAAGCGGAGUUGUCGGGGUCGGAGGUCAGCGGCGACGAGCUCAGCGACGACAGCGCCGGCAGCCUCGCCGCCUUCAUCUGCGACGACGGCGACGACGCGGCGCACGCCGAUAUACACGCGCACUACCUACACUCUGUUAAGAGCCCAGUAAAUUAUGGUGUGUUUAAAAUACCCCAACUACCUCAGAAGUACAAUAAAGCAGAAGUAUUCUCACAAUUUGUUGAAGACGAUACUUAUGAAAUGGAUAGCUUUUGCGUUGAUUCGCACAUAGGGUUAACACAAGUCAACGACGACGGAGAAAUGUCAGAUUUGGAACUUGCAGAAAUGGUUCUGGAAGCGGAACGGAAAGCUAAGAAAUCUCAAAAAACUGAAGAUAACGGUGACAGUCCGUUGGUCAGAAGAAAAAAUAAAAUAGUGAGACAAAUACAUAGCGACUCUGAUGAUAGUAGCUAACAACCAGCUGGUCUGGGACGCCUGUGAUAUACUCAUUGCCACUAGGUAAAUAUGACAAAAUUGUAUUGUGAAUGAGCGCCGAGUUCAUAGUCCAGUAAAGAGUAAAUAUUUUUUAUCAUCACCAAGGAUUCUUGCUUGAUGUAAAUUGAACUAAGUACAUUCUGCUGUCUUAAGCAAGAGGGCGCAUCCAAAACUUUAUUAUUUUUCAAAAUGUUUACUGAUAACGAUCAGUAAAAAUGAUUUUUGUAAUGCUUAUUAGAAAUACUAGACUUAACUUACUAUACUAGAAAUAAUUAUAAGAAUAAUGUUAAUUUAUUGUCAAUUUAUGCCAAAUUGUAAAUGUAAUAUUUAACUAUUAAUAUUCGCUAAUCAUGUGAAAAUUAAACAAAAUGUUGAGUAUUUAAAAAUACACGUUUUGGUAAUAAAAUUUAAUUUUA